Messenger RNA from Meloidogyne enterolobii, 822 nucleotides. The record is from the annotation of a GenBank genome assembly. NCBI's taxonomy places the organism in Eukaryota, Metazoa, Nematoda, Chromadorea, Rhabditida, Meloidogynidae.
GACGCUCAAAGGGCUAUUGAGGAAAUGAACGGAGUUCAGUUAGGUAGGAGAGCGAUAAGAACGGGUUGGGCUAUUAGACGGAGUGGAACCGAACAACUAAAAGUUGGGUCAGAAGAUGAAAAGGAAGAGUAUUCCAACUCAAAUGCAACCUUCGAAUCAAUCUACAACUCCACAGAAGCGGAUAACACAACAAUAUACCUGGGUGGUUUAUCAAGUGCAGCAACAGAAGAACCGAUAAAAUUAGCUUUUAGCGAGUUCGGAAUAAUUAAAGAAAUACGUCUUUUCGCCUCACAAAAUUUUGGUUUCGUUGUAUUUUCUGACAAAACUUCAGCUACAAAAGCAAUUUUGGAAAUGCAUGGAAAAGAAUUAAAUUUAGGGAUAGUUGGAGGGAAAUGCCGUUUGCGUGUUAAAUGGGGAAAGCCUGUACAACAACAAAACAAUAAUAAUAAUAGUGGGAAAGGAGGAGAUAAGGGAUGGAUAUUAAAUAAUGAUUCGGUUAAUGUUGCUUUGAAUAAUCAACAAAAUUCUGCGAUUGUUGCCGCAAUUUCUCAGCAACAACAACAAUUAGCAUUAGCUUCUGCUAUUUUACAGGCACAAGCACAACAACAGCAACAACCAAUAUUUCAACAUCCUGUUAUAAUGGGAGGAGUUGUACAACAACCGCCGACUUUUCAACAAUCGCAACACCUUAUUGCCCAACUCGCAGCACAACAACAACAACAAAAUCUACAACAAUCUUCAGCACAUAAUAAUGGUUUCGGUACAUUCUUAAAUGGUUCAAUUCCUGCAGCUACAAAUUGGCCCCAAACUCAACAAUUUUAA